Molecule: messenger RNA, 2703 nt
Organism: Suillus bovinus
Lineage: Eukaryota; Fungi; Basidiomycota; Agaricomycetes; Boletales; Suillaceae
Product: Golgi transport complex subunit 5-domain-containing protein
Exons: 15
Coding region: 83-2581 (832 amino acids)
Biological process (GO): intra-Golgi vesicle-mediated transport
Cellular component (GO): COG complex
Source: RefSeq, a predicted model, not a curated record
GCAGUGGUAUGUACAUUACUUUUCAAUCGAUUUGUGUUUACCCACUGUCUUCAGGACUUCCGCAGCGCCUAUCCAUGUCUCGAUGACGGACUCACUGUUUAUUAUCCCUGACUUCAAUGCUAAUGACUACGCUAACGCCAUUCUCGCUGGUGAGCCGUAUCCACAGGUUCAAACGCAAUACGCAAAGCCCCGAACGGGCACAACCUUAGAGUCGGCAAAGGAGGGUGUGUCAGUUGCAAUAUCUAAGCUAGACUUGAGCAUUGAGGAUGUAGGCAAGCAAAUCAAAAGUCUGGUUACCGCCCAUCACGAAAAACUCCUUCGCCGAGCAGCGGGCAUCAAUAAUCUCUCUGGAUCACUAACUUCAGUUCGACAUGGCUUAGACGACGUUGAUGCCUCCUUGGAGAAACUUCGCCAGAAAAUUCGUGUUCCAUACCAAACGUUGGAAUCGAGUGCUAUCAAACUUCAACGUACUCGUCAAGCGUCGCAUGCGUUGCGACGUAUUCUACGUUUCGUUGUGCUCUCCCGACGUCUAGAGAUGCAGAUGUCCGAGCUUGUCACGUUUGACAAGCUGGGCACUGCUGCGAACAAGAAAACACUUAACAAUUCAGAAGGCGUGUCCGUGGAUCCACAAGAUGACAAGGAGCGCACUAUUGCUAAGGCGGCAUUGACAAUUGCAGAGCUAGGCGACUUGUUGGAUGGACCUGAGGAUACUGGAGAUACGCCAGGGAAAGACUCGUCAGAAAUCGGCAAUAGGAUUUCUCCAACGAUAGAUUCACCGGUCCCCCUACGAUUUGUGAAGGCGGCGGCAGCACAUAUACCAUUUAUCGAAGAAGCGCAAUGCAAGGUCACGCGUGAGAUGGAAUCGAUGAUCAUGACCGGUCUCUCUACUUUGGAUCAAUCAUUGUUGGCAUCCUCAUUACAAACAGCGUACAACUUGCGCGUACUCCCGAAGCUCAUACAAGGUUUAUCCACAGACCUUUGUGACGCCGUUGAGGAACGCAUACGAACUGCAUUUGAUCUCUCACGUAUUUCCAAGGAGGUUGUUUCGAAGGAAAGCAUACCUUCGUCACAAGGUCUCUUGUAUAAGUCGCGUGUCCGAACAGAACCGACGAACAUCACAGCACCACAAUGGACGGCUGCGCUUUGGACCCGCCUUGAUUCUCUUAUCGAGGAAAUGGCGGCAUGCUGUAUCAAGGUAUAUACCCUCGAGAAGGCCCUGAAAAUGAAGAAGGAUCCGAUCACCCAAAGAUUGUUUCUUGACAAUGUAACGAAGGUUCUGGAGAACAAACCUAGUUCUACAUUCUGGACUUCGCUGGGACGCUCGCUCGAGAAGUAUGCUCGUGAUGCCGCCAAAGGAUCAACCUUCCUUCAACAAACUCUUAGCGCUGGUUACCCUAAGCUCUUACGUCUCUUCCAUAAUUUUUUCGCCAAGAUUGCAGUACAUACCGAUACAGUCUACACGCAAUCCCAGCAAUCACCAGAAACUGUUCUCGUGCUCCGCGCUCUCUCUACGUUUGAGGCUCUCUACCUCUCUCGUUCAACAACCCGUUUGAAUGAAGCCAUUUCCCAGGCUUUCGCUGGUGGUUCUCGCACACCUCCAGGAGCUAACGAGGGAGUCGCAAUUGCGCGGGCGGUAAUGAAUGAACUUGAUUCUGCUAGGUUCGAUCCUUUGUUGAUGCUUGCGGUGGCGAGAAACGUUGGUGCGGCUCUCGAUGGUGCGACGAUGAGGGCUGAGAGCCUAAUCUCUUCAGAUCGCUCAGCGUAUACGCUUCUUGGGCCAAUGGCAACUCCACAGCAAAUUUUGAAUGGUCAAGUUGCGACGUGCCUUUAUUAUUGCUGGACGAAUUUGGAGAAGGUGGCUGAAGAACACACCGAGAGUGCUGCUGCGCUUGUGAAACCUGGUGUAAAAAAACUGCACGUCACUUACGAUGGCAUCAUUGACCCGCUCCUGACGGCGAUACGAAGGGAGCUAUCUUCCAUCAUCUCGAGGCUUCACAGGGUUGACCUGCAGAAGACCAUGGACCCGAUGGCAGGCAUGGCAGGGUCCAAGCCUACUCAAAUUUUCACAAAUUUUACGAGUGAUACGACGCAGUUAUGGGUGCUCUCUAUCGUAAAAUACGUCAUCCGAAUCUUUGUGCUGCACGCCAGUAUCGCAAAACCGUUGGGGGAGAGCGGGAAGCUGCAGCUCACGACAGAUAUGACGGAGCUUGAAUUUGCGUUGGGCGCGUUCCUUGGGUCCUCAAGCAAGCGUGGUCUUGAAGUAGCAGGGGAGGAGUACAAAAUGCUCAGAGCCAUGCGACCCCUCCUCUUCCUCGACACAGCUUCACUCGCAAGUCCAACGCACGCCGCGAACCUGCCUCCGCUCAUAGUAUUGCACCAUAUUCUCGUACGGUCCCCACUGCCGCUGCCGCAUAUAAUGCAUGGAUGGCAGGAGGCAGAGUAUGUGCGGUGGGUGGAAGAGCACAGGAAAGAGGAUGCGUGGGCACUCAUUGAGGCUGCGCUGGUUGGGAAGGAGGGAGACUUUGUAGAGCUUGCGAAGAAGGUGCUGAGGCAGGCGAGGGAUGAGUGUGGCGAGAGUUGAAAUGCUUAUGACAGCGCUCAGCGCUUGCUCCCGUUUAUUCAUACCUGGACUGUGAUACCAAUAUGCAGUGUCUUUCGUAUUGAGAAACUAGAUUUUUGUUAUCAACUGCCAAGUCCCUGUUU